AUGUCGAAUAUCGAGGAGAUACACUCUGCCGGAGAAGAGGAUGAAUACGACUAUAAAACCAAGAAGAAAAGUGACGUUUACUUAGGUCUUGUAGAUGCUGCUAUAAAGGAAGAUGAUGAAGUUUUAGUAGAAGAUACAUUCAUUGGAGGUGAACCCUGUUGGCUAGCACCUGAUUCUCCACCAUCCGAAGAGAUUUUGAGAUGUGAUAGUUGCAAGAGCGCCGAUUUUAUGAAGCUUUUGGUGCAGGCUUUUGCGCCAGUUGAUUUAGGUAUCAUUGAACCAAUUUGUGAGAAGAAGAAGAUAAACUUGACUACCAAGAGUUAUAUCAACCCAGACUAUACCAGAGUUUUAUAUGUGUUCUAUUGUACGAAGUGUAAAAGAAAGAACGGAUCUGUGAAAUGUAUCAGAGGUGUUAAGAAGACAACAUCUGUGGAUACGCUAGGGCAAAAGAUGGAACAGCUACAGACUACAGAGUUUCAAUUAAAUCCAUUCUCUGCAAACGAAGUCGACAGUAAUAGUAAUAAAAAUCCAUUCGAUAAGAAUCCAUUCGCAGUCACUGGAAGUAAAUCUGGAGAAGCCGCAAAUCCAUUUGCUGCAGCAGCUUCCAAUCCGUUUGCUCAAACAGAAAAUAUCAAACCCGAACCCAAGACAGGAGCUUCUAAUGCUCCAGUGAGCCAAAAGACGUUAAGAAAAUUGCACGAUCAAAAGAAGGACAAAGAAUUCGAUUCAUCAAAGGCUUUCCCUGGUUACUUCCUAUUUGUUGAAGAAGAGACCUUCAAAAGCACCCCAGAUCAUUUGAAAUUGCCAAAAAAUUUGAAGAUUGACAAAACUGCAUUAGAACUACCAGAUGAUGCGUUUGAUUCAUUAGAAGAGAAUCAAAUGAAACUAGAUCCAAGGACUGAAAAAAUAUCUAAAUUUUUAGACGAUGACGUUUUCCAAAAGUUCCAAGAAGUUGUCAGUUACAACCCGGGACAAGUUUUACGUUACGAUUUGGGAGGACUUCCUCUUUACUAUGCCAAAACUCCAAAGGAGUUUGAGGAUUUGGUUGCUAAACCUGCAUAUAAUCCUUCGUCGAGAAGGGUGUUUGAAAUGCAACUAAUGCCUAAGAUGAUAUUAGAUCUUGAGGAAGAGGUGUCAUUGACUGAUGGUAUGGAUUGGGGCACCAUCAUGGUGUAUACCGACAUCGAGAAUUACAUUCCAAAAUUCGAUGAGAAUCAAGUUGGCUACGUACAGGAAGUCGUCAAGGUUCAGUGGGAACCCAUUGAUUAUGACGAAGUCAAAGGUUGA
Molecule: messenger RNA, 1287 nt
Organism: Kluyveromyces lactis
Lineage: Eukaryota; Fungi; Ascomycota; Saccharomycetes; Saccharomycetales; Saccharomycetaceae
Gene: TSR4
Product: small subunit rRNA maturation protein TSR4
Exons: 1
Coding region: 1-1287 (428 amino acids)
Biological process (GO): maturation of SSU-rRNA
Cellular component (GO): cytoplasm
Source: RefSeq, a predicted model, not a curated record